AGUUUAGUACUAGCCCGCAGUUCUGAAUCUUCCGAGUGUGUGCUCUCUUAUUCCGAAUAGUGGAAAACUGAAAAAUGGCUUCAAUGUUACGUUCGGGAAAGUUUUUUCGGUUAUUCUCUAAUUUAACAAGAAGUUUUGAUUUAAAUAAUGGUGGAAGGAGUAACAAUGAAUUACUGCUCGGUGCACGCAGAGGAGAAUGGGAAACUAAUAUUCAGAGAUCCUUUUCUGCUGCCCAGCUACCACUAAAGAACUUAAAUGAUAAUGCUGUUCAGCAACCUCCGAUUUCCACAAUAAAUGAUAGUGUAGACAAAGCCAUUGAGAAAGCUGAGUUGGAUGCAAAAAAAUCUGGUCGCAUUACAAAAGAUGACAUUCUUGAUAUAAUUCAAAAGAUUAAAAAACAAAAAACUGCUUCAACUACUCAGAGCUUGCUGCUCAUUCGGUGUUGUGGAAAUCUUGUGCCUGAAGAACCACCAAUUUCAAGAACAAAAUUAGUUGAAGAAGUAUGGAAAAUGUUUGAGGGAUUUGGUGUUCCACUUGACAUUAGCCACUAUAAUGCUCUGCUCAGAGUAUAUUUAGAGAAUGAGCAUUCAUUUGAUCCCAUGAAGUUUCUCCACCUUUUGGAAGGGAAGGAAAUUCAACCUAAUAGAGUGACUUAUCAGAGACUGUUGUCAGCAUAUUGUCAAAAAGGAGAUAUUGAUGGUGCAUCACAAAUUUUGGAAAUAAUGAAAAGUAAAGAUCUCCCUAUUGGUGAACAAGUAUUUAAUUCACUUGUUAUGGGCCAUGCAAACACUGGUGAUCUAGAAAGUGCAAAAGGUGUCAUUAAAGUCAUGUCCCAAGCUGGUCUUGAACCUGAUGGCGAAACUUAUCGUGCUUUACUCUGUGGCUACGCCAAACAUGGACACUUACAAGAUCUCACUUCUGCCUUAAGUGAAUGCAAAUCUAAGGAAAUUGCUAUUCAUGACAGAAACUUAAUGGAAGUCUUGUACACUGCAGCAGUUCACGGUCACUCGGAAAUUGUUGAUUAUUUGUUGAGUCAAAUGAGUAGAUUUUCUGGCUACAAUCAGGACUGUUUCAACGUUAUUCUUCGUUUAAUCAAUCUUCAACAAGUAGAUCAGGCCUUUAAAGUGCUAAAAACCAUGAAACCUAUUCAGUUAACCAAUGGUCAAGUGAGUCCGCAAGGGAAUUUUUUCAUUAAACAAAUUAUCAAGUCCAAUAUUCCACCUCAAAAGGUCAUUUCAUUGUGUGACCAAAUUGUGGAAACUGGUUUAAACACCAGAGCUUACUUCACGGCUCUUGAGCUGUCUAACGCACUUGGAAAAUCAGAAAUGUCCAAUCUUCUUCUCAAGCAGAUUCAGAAACAAAAGGAAAUGUUGAGACCUUCAGCAUUUUGGCCACUUUUGACCGCACAGUCAAAAGUUAGCGGGGAAAAAGGAAUCUUGGAUGCUCUGCGUCAAAUGGCAGCAAUACAGGUUAUGCCGAAUGUAGACACCAUAAGCCAACGUGUACUACCUUUUAUGGCCGAUGAAGAAGUUGGUACACUUAUCCGGAAAUUACGAGCAGUUGAUGUUCCGCCGAGUGUUGUAGCCACUUCCUUAAUUGUACGAAGUCUAAACAAUCAGGACUUCACAACUGCAAUUAACGUUGCUUCAAAGAUCUUUAUCCGUAAUGAAAGCAUGCAAAUUCGCUAUGCAGCUCGCGAGGCUUACCUUAAGACGCGAGAUGCGUCUUCUACAGCAAAACUUCUUAAAUCUAUGCUUCGCGUACUUGAAACACCCGAUGCCGAAAACAAUGUAACUGAUCAAGCUGCUGGGUUGGCCGGACCACUUAUAAUGGAAAUUUUUGAUCGCGCACCAAAUCCAAAGUUAGAAGUUGUUGAACCUCUUUUGAAAGCCAUGCACGAAAACGGAAUAAGUUUGCCAACAAGUGCUAUUCAGCACAUCCAAGAAAAAGCUAGUGAAGAAAUGACGGAUUCGGUCGCACAGCUUCUUGUCGAGCUUGGUUCCGGAAAAUUGGCACCAACAGAUGUCUUUGCUUAUCCAUCAGAUAAGAGUAAAAGAAAUGAAGGUUACCAGUUUAAAUCUGUGGCUGCAUUUAUUGAAUUUGCCAAACAGAACAAUCUCGAACAAGCAUUGAAAGAGAAGGAGCGAUUGGAAUCCAACAAAUUCGUUUUCUCAAAUAACUUGAAUGUCUUGUUGAUGGAUUUAUAUGCGCAACAUGAGCGUUUGGAUGAUGCAUUAGCGAUUUUGAAUGCGAUUUAUGCCAGUACUCCAGAUUUCAAUUUGACGGCAUCAAAGUUGUUUCGUCUGGCCACAAGCUUGCUAAAAGGCGAUCGAACAGAAGACAUGUUUAAAAUUCUUGAACGUUUGAAUAUAGCGUCUGAUGAGAAACAAGAAAACGUGCGUUACGAUAUAUUCAGUUCGCGCCUUUUGGACGUGGCUGUUACCAAAGGAGACGUGGAACUAACUUCAAAAUUAUUUGAAAUUUUUGAGAAAUCUGGAUUGAAAAUUACUGGUUUGGUUGCUAGUUCGCUCGUCAAGGUCCACGUUGUCAGGAAAGACAUCGAAACUGCUCUGAAAGUGUUCCUUGAAUGUGUUGAAAAAUAUCGUAUCACCCCCUACAAAAGCGCAUUGGUCACCCAAUUGAUUGAAAUGGAAGACGCUCAGCGUCUCCAGCAAAUUAUGGAUGCCAGUAUUAAAGUUCACGGCGAGAUGAACAGUCUGUACGAUUUAAUAUUUUCGUUUUUAGAAUGCGGUCGAAUUCGACAAGCGAAAAAAGUGCUAGAGACUCCUGGUCUUCGUGCUAUGAUGAAUCGUUUUGAGAUGGCUUGUCGUCGUUACGUUGAAGACAACAGGAUCACAGAGCUAGAAAAUCUUAUCAAAAUUACUAAAGAUGUGUAUGGUGUUGAUCGACUCAUGAUGUUCCAGCACAUGUUAUCCGCCUGCAUAAAGACAAACGAUGUCGCUCGCGCUACUGCUCUAUGGACGCAAAUGCAAGAAGAAGACGUUCAAGCCAACCCAGAAUUUCUAGAGAAGUUGGGGAAAUUUCUGAAGGAAAAUAACGAGCAUGUACCUUUCGCAGUUCCUGAUUUACCGAAAGCAGUGACGGCACCUAUUCCAACUUCAUCGAGUCCUUCGACCUCAAAAUCGGCCGUUUCCGCCGUCGUUGGAAAGAAAAGUGUAAUUGAACCUCAUCCUCUCAUGACAGAAUUUGCAACAGCACUUAAAAAUGGGGACAUCAAUGCUGCUGUGGAGCUAAAGAAAACGUAUGAAAGUCAGGGAAACGCUCUCAGCAAAAGCAAUCUGAACAAUUUGAUUGAAGCUGCCGUGAAAGGAGGAGUUCUUGAUGUUGCUACCCAGCUUUAUGUAGAGGCUGAACAGAAAGGGAAGUUGAUCUUUCUACGCGUCUUUAGGUUUUUAAUGAGCGCACUGGUCGCGUCUGGCGACCAUAAAGCCAUCCGUGCUCUUGGCGAAUGUAUAAAUGAACAAAGAAAACCAAUGCUGAGCUUUGAAAAUCAUCUUGCUUCCGCCAUCGCAUGCGACCCUGUCGCUGCGGUAGAUUACGUUGAUGUUCUAUUGAAUAAUGUUAAGACCGCUUCAGCCGAAAGCAACCUGAAAGAAGAACAAUUGAAUGCAUUGAAAAGUGCAUUUCCUGAAGGAGGCAUAAUGGCUAUUAUUGAAAAGAACCCAAAUGUCAUACCAAAAUGCCAAGAAAUAGCCAAUUUAAGUUUGAAAUUAGGACUGUAUGGCCCAACAAACUCUCUUUGGUCCUAUUUUGUUAACAAUGGAAACACUACAGAGGCACAAUCAACGUGGGAAAUACUCAAGGUUUCCCCUGGCGCUAUUAAAUUUCAAUCAAUCUGUCGCAAGAUCAGAAAAACUAACGACGUUGAUUUGGCUGAAACUCUUGUUAAAACGCUGGCGUCCGCUAAGCAUGUAAAGCCGACUGCUUUUGGCGUUGCCUAUUCUGCCUGGAUUGAUGCCCUUCGCUCCAAAAACGAUUUAGAUGCAGCUAUAGUUAUAAUAAAUAAAGCAUUGAGCGAAGGCGUUGAACUGUCGCAUUUGAACUCUUCAGCCCUUCACUCUUUACAAGACGAAUGUAAAAAAGCCGGAAAAAGUUUUCCUUUUUCUAUACCAAAAGUGAGUGAAAAUUCUGUCCAGUCAAACGCCGAUUAGCGCAUUUUUGAACCCGCCCUUGUUUUCAAAAUUCCAGUCAGUUGUAGUAAGUCGCGAAUUACUUUUUGUUGAAAAUAAAACUAGAAUUGAUUUCGUCA
Molecule: messenger RNA, 4270 nt
Organism: Daphnia pulicaria
Lineage: Eukaryota; Metazoa; Arthropoda; Branchiopoda; Diplostraca; Daphniidae
Gene: bsf
Product: leucine-rich PPR motif-containing protein, mitochondrial-like
Exons: 18
Coding region: 75-4172 (1365 amino acids)
Molecular function (GO): protein binding
Source: RefSeq, a predicted model, not a curated record